AUGCCCAGGACGUCUGACACGCGCCGGCCCUCCCCCAGUGACAGACGCCAGUGCCGCAGAGGCCCCGCCGCAGUGACGUCAACUCAGCGCGACGCAGCGCCCCGGGUGACGUCGCGGGCCCUGCUGCCGGGGUACCCCGUGCUCUGGCUGUGCUGUGACCCUGUAAGUGGCUUUGGUCCGGUCCCUUCUUGUCCCGCCCGACAAGUAGGGGUCUGGACUGCUGGUCCUCGGGGCCCCUUCCGGGGCGACAGUGAUAGUCGCAGGUCACAUACCAGGGCUAAGGACUGCCUCCACGUGCCACGGGGUCUCCAAGGAGGAAUGGCGGCUGUGGGCAGCCUGUCUGGCCUCCUGCGGCGGGGUCUCGUGCAGAGAGCUGCCUCUUGGUCCUGCCGCCUGCACACCUCCCACGGGCUGGCUGACUGCCACAGGGCCUCGUUCACGAGGCUCUACAGACAGGCCUACGCACGCCUCUACCCCGUGCUCCUGGUCAAGCAGGACGGCGCCACCAUCCACAUCCGCUACCGGGAGCCACGGCGAAUGCUCGCGAUGCCUGUCGACCUCGACUGCCUGUCCCCCGAAGAGAGAAGGGCUCGCUUCCGCAAGCGUGAGGCCAAGUUCAGAGAAAAGAAGGAGGAGCCGGAGCUCAAGGACAACUUCGAUAUGGAACGCUACAAGCGCUUUUGGACCAAAAAGUGACUGUUCGUUGGACUGUCCCGGGAAGGGAGUCGUGCAGGUGGGGUGGGCUGUCUGGUUUCAAAAGUAUAAGUUAGAAG
Molecule: messenger RNA, 773 nt
Organism: Trichechus manatus latirostris (Florida manatee)
Lineage: Eukaryota; Metazoa; Chordata; Mammalia; Sirenia; Trichechidae
Gene: MRPL55
Product: mitochondrial ribosomal protein L55
Exons: 5
Coding region: 1-696 (231 amino acids)
Biological process (GO): translation
Cellular component (GO): mitochondrial large ribosomal subunit
Molecular function (GO): structural constituent of ribosome
Source: RefSeq, a predicted model, not a curated record